This is a messenger RNA of Brassica oleracea var. oleracea, 1467 nucleotides long. RefSeq names its product probable protein arginine N-methyltransferase 3. Bases 139 to 1089 code for a protein of 316 amino acids. The transcript has 4 exons. The record is from RefSeq and is a predicted model, not a curated record. NCBI's taxonomy places the organism in Eukaryota, Viridiplantae, Streptophyta, Magnoliopsida, Brassicales, Brassicaceae.
AUCCUUACAUGAUGGAUUUAAGAUUGAGGGUCGAUAAGAAAGCGAAAUUCUCUUAGCAGCCACGUGUCACUCUCAAACCGAUCGUUGCCUCUCUUCAGGACUUGGCGCCGUUCUUUGGGUUAUCACUCUCAACUUCUCAUGGCGGCGGAAACAAAGAUGGUGAAGGACGGUGUUCCCAACUACAGCGAGAACGACGACGAAGAGAACUUCUCAGAAGAUGGAGACUGGGGAGAUUGGGAAGCAGCUGAUAAGGACGACGACGACUUCGAAUCUGAUUUCGUUUGUUUGUUCUGCGAUUCACUCUUCGAGCACUGUCGUCUGAGCCACGGGUUCGAUUUUCAUGGAGUUAGAAAGGAACUGAAGCUGGACUUCUACGCUUCGUUUAAGCUCAUCAACUAUAUUCGCUCGCAGGUGGCUGAGAACAAAUGCUGGAGCUGGGAAGCUUUGCGGAAGUGUCAUCCCGAAGCCAAAGAUGUGAACUUUCCUUGGGAUGAAGAGAAGUAUCUGAAGCCCUUCUUGCAGGAGGAUUCGCUUUUGUACAGCUUUGCAGAUGACGAGGAGGAGGAAGAUGAAGAAGAGGCGUUAGACAGAGAGGAUUUGAUUGAGGAUUUGCGGAAACUUGGGGAUUUAAGCAUUGUUGAUGAUGAAGCUAUAGGGGAGAGCUCAGUGUCAAACAAUGACAAAUGCAAGGAUGUUAGUCUUAUCUCAAACUGCGAUGACCUGAAACAAAGUUCUGCUUAUGGUUUGGUAGUCAAUAGGAAGGGUAAAGAACCAAGAGUUUGUGAUGCGAGGCUAGUUGGUAGGAGCAUCAGGAAGGUGAAUGAGAAUUAUUUUGGAUCUUAUAAUUCGUUCGGCAUUCACAGGGAGAUGAUAAGUGAUAAGGUUAGAACAGACGCUUACAGGGAUGCACUUUUGAAGAAUUCUAGUCUCAUGUCUGGCUCUGUUGUAAUGGAUGUUGGUUGUGGAACUGGAAUAUUGAGGUUGAUAAGAAACAGAUUUUACAUGAAAAAUAUCGAGAAGGGAUCUCAAGAACUUACAGUCGAUUCUAUUGGCUUUUGGAGAAAUUUGAGAAGGACAAAAAGAUGGUAAACACAAAGGGCCCGGUUCUGGGCUAAAGCCCAUGAAGCAUGGACUUUGGAAGUCAGAGAACAUACUAAUAUAAAGGGCGCCAAAUUUUCCAGUUAGUCUGGUUUAGUCUGAUGGUUUGUGUACUUUGUUGGACCCAAUUUUGGCCAGUACAUAAAUAGGCUGCGAUCAAAGAUAUGGGCCGCGAGGAAUUAAAGCCCAUAGCAAGCAAUCGAGCCCGAAACGAAGACUUCGAGGCCCCGGAGAUCGCGGAACAAGAGACGAAGAUCGCGGAGCAGUUACGAAGGUCACGAGGUCGACUUACUAUAAAGGAAGGAGAACGGACAUGAAGAAGCACACGUUGAAAACCCUAGAGUGAGCUACACACAUACAUCGACAUUG